ACAUGAGGUGUGGCAGACAGGUGAGCCAUGUCAAAACUCGCCUACCUGGUCCUGGAGUAGUGCUGUGGUCACAAGUACAGUUUUACUAGCUCAGCUUCAGUCUACAGCUACAGUCACACGCGCUGGGUCACUCCACACCAUUCUUCUCACUGCACAAUGUCUAUUGUAGUCUACUUCAGCAGUGCCGGUGGCUCUAGAGAGGUGAAGCGGCAGCAGAAUGAAAUUUUCCAUUUUCUGGAUGGGAAGAAAAUCAUAUAUCGCACGCUGGACAUCACCCAGAGCUCGGACUUGAAGGACGAGAUGAGGAAGAAAGUGGGGAACCCCUUAGCUAUGCCCCCUCAGGUCUUUAAUGGAGAUAAAUACUGCGGGGACUAUCAGGCGUUCUUCAAUGCAAUAGAAGACGGCAAACCAGAGACAUUCUUCAAACUAUAAGGCCAAAAGAGGAUUCCUUCAUCAGUGUAUCUUUGUGCAAUAGACAUAAAAGCUCAAAAUGCCACAUGAAUAAUAAAUUUAUAUAUGAAAUUGA
Molecule: messenger RNA, 526 nt
Organism: Colossoma macropomum (tambaqui)
Lineage: Eukaryota; Metazoa; Chordata; Actinopteri; Characiformes; Serrasalmidae
Exons: 3
Coding region: 157-432 (91 amino acids)
Cellular component (GO): cytoplasm
Source: RefSeq, a predicted model, not a curated record